Alosa alosa (allis shad) is the source of this 4572-nucleotide messenger RNA. It is a transcript of the gene lrpprc, whose product is annotated as leucine-rich pentatricopeptide repeat containing. Gene Ontology annotation, molecular function: protein binding. Lineage: Eukaryota; Metazoa; Chordata; Actinopteri; Clupeiformes; Clupeidae. The transcript has 38 exons. Bases 25 to 4326 code for a protein of 1433 amino acids. The record is from RefSeq and is a predicted model, not a curated record.
CCUUCCUCACGCUUCAGGUUAAACAUGGCAGCGCUCUUGAGAUCAGCGCGAGUGUUAAAGUUAUCUCCCUCUUCCCUGCUCCAGGUUGUAGGGGUGACAAAGCAUGGAGCACCGCUUAGCAGGUUGUUCAGCGGUGCGAUCGGUGGCCGAGGAAUCGGACUCUGCACAAGCCAAGGAGUUUCCAGAUCUGUCAGUGUAAACAGGUCCUGGUCCUCCUGCAGAUUGCUGUGGCCCUCAGCGGCGGGCGUGAGGCGGUAUGCGGCGGUCCCUGAGCAGCAGGGCAAGGAGGAGGGCAGCGUGGGUCUGCGCUCCAAGCAGGCCCAGCAGUUUGACUGGGCACUGGCCAAGCUGGACAGCUCUGUGCGCCGCACCGGACGCAUCACCAAAACACUGCUGCUGCGCAUCUUCCACGACAUUUGCCGCUCAGGCUACCCGAGUGGGAACCAGGCCCUGCUGCUGCUGCGGAGCUGUGGCUCUCUCCUGCCAGAGGCUCCCUUCACCGAGCGCACCGAGCUGGCACACCGCAUCUGGGACAAGCUGCAAGAACUGGGUGCGUCGUAUGAUGCCAGCCAUUACAAUGCCCUCCUGAAGGUGUACCUACAGAACGAGCACAAGUUCUCUCCCACAGAGUUCCUGGCCAAGAUGGAGGGCGCCAAUGUGCAGCCAAACAGGGUGACCUACCAGAGGCUCAUCGCAGCCUACUGCCAGGAGGGCGAUAUAGAGGGAGCCAGUAAAAUCUUGGGCUUCAUGAAGGGCAAGGACCUGCCAAUCACUGAAGCCGUUUUCAACUCCCUGGUGACUGGCCAUGCUCGGGCAGGGGACAUGGAGAGUGCAGAAAGCAUCCUAAAUGUCAUGAAAGGAGCAGGCAUUGAGCCUGGACCAGACACAUUUGUGGCACUGAUGACUGCUUACGCAGAGAAAGGAGACAUCGAAAAGAUCAAACAGACUCUGGAGACGGCGGAGGGCUCUGACGCCAGCCUGAUGGACAGGGACCUGAUGCAGGCGGUCUUCAGCCUGGCCAGAGCAGGACAUGCCCAGCACGUGCCCGUCAUAGUGGAGCGCAUGCGUCAUGAGAGGGGCUAUGUGCCAGACGCCAUGAACCUAUGCCUGAGCCUGAUCACCCAGGGUCAGGAGGACACUGCGUACACCGUGCUGAAGACCUUCCCCCGACUGCAGGAGGAGGGACAGAGUGGGGAGACGCCUGACCUGGGCAACUUCUUCCUACGCCACUGCAUCAACAUGGACAAGCCCAUAGAGAAGCUGGCCCACUACUGCAGAGACCUGAAUGACUCUGGACUGCACGCCAGCCCCAUGCAGUUUGCUCUCUACUGCGCCCUGGAGGCCAAAAAGACCGGUCUGGCGGUUGAGCUGAUGAAGGUGAUGAAGGAUGAAGGCCUCCCUGUCCGUCCGCACUAUUUCUGGCCACUGCUCACACACCACCAGCGAGAGAAGAACACACCUGGGACUAUGGAGGUGUUGAGGGGGAUGCAGGAGUUGGGAGUGCUCCCUGACGUGGACACCACCUCCCAGUACAUCCUGCCCUGCUUCCCCAACAUGGAGAGUGCUCGCACAGCUCUGAAGGAGGCAGGUUGUAAGGUGGAGUCUGAGGGCUUUGCUACAGCUGAACUGAGGGCUGAAGCCACUAAAGGAAACCUGGCUGGAAUACUGACCCUCAUGUCCUCUCCUUCUUUCCCAUCUGUUGACCUGAGUACUUUCAGAUCGAGCCUCAUCUCUGGCUUCAGAAGAUCAAAUGAUGUCGAGAGCAUGGCAAAGGUCACUGAGCUUCUGUAUCAGGAUAAGAGAUUCUGCCCUCCUCCCCAUGAGCCCAAAGAAUACGUGGCCUACUUCCUGUAUAACCUGAUUGACGGCAUGGGCUCUUCAGAGGUGCAGGCUAAUGAGGACACGCUGCGGCAGUAUUUUACCCAGCUCAAAAGCCUGAAUAUCUCCAUCCCCGUGACUGUGUACAGGGGCAUCCGCAACCUGCUCGACUCCUACCACGUCCCCGAGCUCAUCAAGGACGUCAUAAUCCUGGUCGACAACAAAGAAUCUGUUGGCUCCAUGGAGAUGCGUGUCCCAAAGGGUGUGGAGGGUAAGCUUGCUAUGCUGGAGGGGCGUCUGUCUGAGCUGAAGGCUGAAGGGAAGCCCGUCAACACCAUCCUCAAACAGCUCAUCCAGACACUCUGUACAGAGGAGAAACUGGACCGUGCUCUGGAGCUGAAGACUCAGAACGAGGAGCACAUGGCGAUCGGGGGAUACGCCGCCCUGAUCAAUCUCUGCUGUCGCCAUGACAAUGUAGAUGAGGCCAUGAACCUGAAGAGAGAAAUCUCUCGUAAGGACUCAUCAGUUGCGCUGGAUUCCAACAAAUACAUGACUCUGGUGCGCUCGCUGGCAAAGCAUGGCCGUCUAGAGGAGGCGGUGGCCCUGCUGAAGGAGAUGAAGGAGAAGGACGUGUCCCUGAAGGACAGCAGCUCGGUGCUGCUCUUCCACACACUCAACGCCGCCGCGCUCAAGGGCGAGGUGGACACCAUCCGCCAGCUCCAGGACACCGCCUUCACCCUCGGACUGGCCAAGCCUACCGCCAACCUCUGCUCGCCGCUCAUCACUGUGUACCUGGAGAGUGGGAAUCUGGCCGGUGCCUUGGAGGCCUCUAUAGAAUGCCACCGUCAAUACAACCAGAUGCCUCGAAUCCAUGACGUCAUCACUGGACUGGUGGAGAAGGGCGAGACCGAGACACUGCAGAAAGCGAUGGACUUCAUCAGUCAGGAGCGUGGGGAGAUGACGAUGCUGUACGAUCUCUUCUUUGCCUUCAUGCAGACGGGCCGCUACCGGGAGGCCCGGAAGAUCAUCGAGACUCCUGGACUGAGAGCCAGACCUGGAAGACUGCAGUGGUUUGCAGAGAAAUGCAUCGCACUCAACCAGAUGGAGGUUCUGGAUAACCUGGUGGAUCUGACCGGCAAAUUGUUCGAGUGUGACAGGGAUGAGAUGUACCAUUACAUCCUCCGACUGUGCAAUGACACAGCGGACUGGCGUAAGGCGGAGGCCGUGUGGACCAAGAUGCAGGAAGAGAAUGUGAUCCCACGCGAGAGGACCCUGCGUCUGCUCGCCAACAUCCUCAAGAGCAACGGCCAGGAGGUGCCCUUCGAGGUGCCCGAGAUGUGGUAUGAUCAGAGCACACCUAAGGCCGAGGUGUCAAAGGUGAAGGAACCCGCUCCUCAGGCCCAGAAGGCCACUGACUACCAGCUGCGGGUGGUCACCCUCUGCAAGAAGGGCAAAACCAAAGAGGCAUAUGACGUGCUGAAGGGGGCCGAUAAAGCGGGUGUGGCACUGGGCCCAGCACCCUAUGACACGCUGCUCAAGGCCCUGCUGGCCGAGGGCAACCUGGAGGAUGCCUUGGUGGUCCGGGACAUUGCCAUGUCCCGCAUCCCAGAAUUCAAGCUGAGCGACAUGGCCAGCAGUCUACUUCUCAUAACGCAUGCCAAGAGGGACCAGGUCAAAGAUGCCAAGGACAUAAUGCAGAGCAUGCUACAGGCAGACCAGGUACCCAGCCAACUGGCCAUCACCCGAUUGGUCCAGGCCAUGGGUAGCCAUGGCGACUUGCAGGGCAUCCAGGAAGUGGAAGAGAAGGUGAAAUCGAUCGGUGCUUCCCUGAACCUUAGCGCCAUGGUGUUCAUCAACAACACAGCACUGGCACACAUUAAGAACGGGGACAUCGAGAGUGCAGUGGAGACCCUGGAGAACGUGUACACCCAGGGAGGGGACACUAGCCGCGCCAUCAGCAUCUCCUUUGUCUUCCGAAAGGUCCUGGAGCAGAAGAACGAUCAGGCACUGGACAAAUUGGCCGCGAUGGCAGAGAGGCUGGCCAAUCACUUUGCUUCGUACCGGGCAGCCACAGACCUGUUCCUGCAGUAUCUGGACUCUGGGCUCAAUGAGGAGGCCAAGUUCAUGUUAGCGCGCUGUAAUGCUAUUGCCGAGCAGAAGGACUUCCUGUUGUCAUACGUUGCCAGGACGUCCCAACAGCCUGGAGAAGUGAAAAAAAUUACGGCACUUGCAGAGAUGAUUCCAGACUUUACAGACAAAGAGACCCUGUACUCAUACCUGAUGAAGAGUUAUGGUGUGGAUAAGGACUUGGCGUCGGCGAAGUCUCUGUAUGAGCGCGUGCAGAAGGGGGGGCUGCAGAUGGAUGAGUUGUUUAUGAAGAGGCUGGCGCUGCUCUACAGGGAGGCAGGAGAGGCCACGCCAUUCCAGGAGCCCCCGGAAUCGUUUAAGUUCUACGCCAACAAGCUGAGGGAGAAAACGAAGGGCCAAAUCGAGAGUGGGGACGACUGAGGCCGCCGAAUCGAUCCACCGUCCGACUCCGCGGGGACGACUGAGGCUGCCGAAUCUGUCCACCGUCCGACUCUGCGACGUUCCCAAUAUGUUGACGGACUUCUUUUUUUUUGAUAUGUGUAUGCACAAGUAUAAAUUAUGUGUAUAAAUGUGAUUCUGUUAGACUUGUUAGCCUUGUCCCAGGAAGUUGAUGAUUUUGAAGAUGAUGUACAGAGGUAUUUAUGGUAAUAAACAAAUGACAUUUAA